Molecule: messenger RNA, 4794 nt
Organism: Lolium perenne
Lineage: Eukaryota; Viridiplantae; Streptophyta; Magnoliopsida; Poales; Poaceae
Biological process (GO): proteolysis
Molecular function (GO): cysteine-type peptidase activity
Source: RefSeq, a predicted model, not a curated record
AAAGCCUAACCCAAAAAAAAAAAAUCAGUGCCAUCCUCCGUGUGUGCGCGCUAUUCAUUCUGGAUCUCCGAGCUCGCAGCACAGGUGACUCGUUGGAGGCGUUUCCUCCAUUUUGCUCGCGGGGAGGCAAACGUCGGCGGGGAAGAGAGUUGCGGCGCAGCGGACCCUCUCUACAGGGGAGGAGGCGACGGGCACACGGAACGAGCAAGGGAAUCACAAUAUAGGGACGUGGGACUGAGGCUGCAUCGCUUCCUUUGUAUCCCUCUGACAACACCUUGCCCAGCAUCCCAUCUCAGCCUCUCCGGCAACCCAACAGCGGCGGCGAAUAGGCGGUUCCCGCCACAUGGGUCGCCAGUCCAGGAAGCUUGCAAAGAGAAGGGCGGAUGCUGAGGCCGAGGCAGCAGCGGCUCCUCCGGCUACGUCGACAUCACAUAGUCCUCCGGCCAAAAAGCAGAAGCUAAGUAGCGGGCUAAAUAACUGGGAGGCGGAGAAACUUUUUGGCGAGAUCACGAGUAAGUUGAAGAAUUACCCGCGUGUUUCCCAACCUCUCCCCCGCAGGCUAAAGAUUGGUACCAGAAGCCUCAAGGACAAAGAUCCCUCGUUGUUGACGUGGACGUGCAAUAAGUGCAGAAGGAUCAAUUAUCCCAGGCGCUACCUGCUGACCGAUCUACCAGUAAUACAAUGUGAAUGCGGUGAAGAGGCUGAUAUUGAAUUUGACUUCUCCAUGGCUAAUAUUGAAGUCAACGGAGAGUGCCCAAUUGGCAAUGUAAAAAAUCAACAAAAAGAACCUAAGUGUACUGUCUAUUCAACGGCUUCUAAUAUUGAGGCUACUCUGCGAAUGAGGCAGAUACUUUCUGGGCAAAAACUUGAAGAUAAUAAACCAGUGAUAAAUAUUAAUCAGCUUGUUGAUCAUUACGAGUUCCUGAGAAUUAAUUAUGGAAUUAACCAAAAACCCGAAGAUCAAUGGAAUUAUAAGACAAUCCGGUCUUUGUUUAUUGCACUUGGACUUUUUGGAGCUGUAACUGAGGAGCCCAGUGUGCACGAGCUUGGUGACUAUGUGAGAGUCAACAAGAAUUUCUAUGACAUCUGCCGGGUUUUGGCAGAUGGACAUCCUCUCACAACUGGGAUUGUCCCUGGGAAAAAAUUUCGGCAUUUAAAGCCAGGUCAAAUAUACAAGGCACCCAAGAAAGAGAAGUUCACUGCAAAUAAAAAAGACACUGGUCAUGCUAUAUUGUUAAUUGGAGCUGGAAGGAGGAGAAAAACAAAUUACUACCACUUCUUAAAUUCAUGGGGGGAAAACUUCUGUUUAACUGAUGAUGGAAAGGGUGGCUUUGGGAUGGUACGGGCAAGUGACAUUACACUUAGGCCAUUGAAAUUCAUCCGCUAUAAAGAAGAAGUGGUACAUCAUCAAAGCCUUGCGUCAACCUAUAAGGCCCAGUAAAUGAAAUGCCGCCAGCAAGCCAUGAGAUUGUUGUUCAUGCUGAGCCCAGCUAGUCAGAUCCAGAUGGGAUGACAAUUGGUAUCCGAGCGAUCAAUGCUCGGACCAAAUUUUUUCUCCCCGGCGGCUUCUUCCAAUGGCGAUCCUGCCCCUUCCCCUUCUCGACCACCGCACCAGCGUCUGCUACCUUCCUCUGCUCCAGCGUAUGCCCCCUCCACCUUCCCCUCUGCCGCCACCUACCACCACCCUUUCCCUGUCUUUGCUGAGCCACCUCCUCUUCUACUGUGUCCAGUCUGUUCCCCUCCGUAUCCUGUUGCCCGACGAGCGAGGCGACCCCAGUCCCCACAAAUGUUGAGCCAAAUUGGCCUCCUUUCCAGCAUCCACAGUCCGACGCCGCCCUCCCUCUGUCUACCAAUGCCACCUCGUCUGUUGCGUCUACACCAGGCCUCUUCUCAGGUGCCACCUCGUCCACUGUGUCCAGCACAGGUCUCUUCCCUGGUCCAGCCUCGCUUGGAUCAACAUCGCAUGUGCAUGUGUUCGGCAACACUGUCGUCUCAUCUGCAGCUACCACUGCUCCUAAAACCACCAUCAGCAGAAGCGCAGGCUCGCCCGGAAGCUGCCGUCAGUGAGGAUAUACCUCGUGUGGUCCUCAACGUCAAGCGACGAUUGGAUGAGCAUCAAGCUAAAUCACAGCGUUCGUUUGAUUCGCUGCAAGGUGAGCUCUCCAAACUGAAGGACAGGCUAUCUUCUCUGACCACUUCCAAGGUACCUUUGUCCGCGUCAAACACCACUACUGCCCCGACACCAUCGGUUGGUUUGACAUCAUCAUCCGGAAGCACGACGAUGGCUGCAUCAGCUCCCUCAAUGUUCUGUGCAGCAGCAAGCUUGUCAGUGAGCUCUUGUAGCUCCCAUAUUGGUGCAUCAACUACUGCAUGUGUCACUCCACAUGUGUACGGUGAAAUCCCAGAACAAUAUGGUUUUCACAAUCUCAAUCGCCAAAAUGUGUUCCUAGCAGAUGGUACUGAGCAUAGCUACUAUGUGCUACGGGGAGAUUCUUCAGCUGAGCAGGUUACUCCACCAAUGUUGCCUUCAGUAGCGGAAAAUGUUGGUACCACGCCUCAGCCGUCUGUAGCAGCACAAGCAGCAGGUCUGGCUCCAGUUCCUUGUUCUAAAGCCAACAAUAGAGUUGGUUAUUAAUCACUGUCUGUUCACAUGCUGCAACUGCCAACGACUGCGCCAGAUACCUCCAGUGUGUGCAAGGAAAUGCCUGUAUAUGAUAUUUAUGAAGAAGACAAUUCUUGUCUAAAUUGCAUGGAUGAACAGCUUGCCAAGCCUUUCCACAAGGCAUCCGAGAAUGCAUUCAUUGAACAGCUUCUCACGUGUUUCAGCAAGGCACUGAAAACUGGGCAAACCAGUGGUUGUUUGUACUACACUAUUGAUGUGUUGGAUUAUGCUCUUUAGCAGCAGCAAGAUGAUGAGAUGGCAUUAGCAACCAGGUCCAGUUUACGAAUGCUGCUGCAAAAUUGCAGUGCACAUAUGUCUACAAUCCUGAGAUGGUAUAUGUAUUUUCUGUGAAUUUUGGUGCAAGAGGCAACCCCAUUUUUGCUUCCGUUAUCAUGCAUGUGCUACUUCAUUGGUUUGGGAUGGACAAAAGUGAAUGCAGCAGCUGUACUUGUUCUAGCUGUUCCAUGUUCUAAAGGCAAGCAUCAUUUGUUCCUGUCAAACGGUGGCAAUAGCAGGACAAAUCAUUUAUUUUCUAAGCUAUUCAUGCAAUCCCUAUGGGCAACACCAGCAGUGUAAGUGUCAAAACAGAAGCAUGCUGUGGAUUUUCUUUCAAUGGUUGAGAUGUUGCUGAACGGGGGUGACUUCAAAGAUGGACAUCUAGCAUACAUGCCUCAGGGUACUAGUGUUAGUUCUUCAGAAUUAGCAUUCCCAGUUAAUGCUGAUGCUUAUGUAUCAAGAUACAUCAAGUUCAUACAACAUCUGUCUGUUAGAAGUUUCAGAUAUGCUGGCUCAGGUUAUAUAGGUUUCAGUGAUUGUGAAUGGCUGCCAUUCUUCACUGAAAACGUCUGCGUAUACUGGGAAUCGGACAUUGUGCCACAUCAAGUUCAAUUCUUGCACCAAGUCAGAUAUCAUGCUUCUUAUGCGUGGGACCCUGGUACUAUGUUACUGCAGUACAGGUCCAUCUGGUUGUUACUGCUCACAGAAGAAAAGGAAAAGGUUACACUGGCAUUUCUAAACAUUGGAUUUUCUGGUUGAAUGCUAUGCACUAUCGCCAUAUUUUUCAGAAAUGCAAGGCAAUGAGUUCUCAGUUUUAUUGGCACAAAAGCAUCAAUUUCAAUGGAAUAAUUUGUUAAUAAGUACUUUUGAAGGCCUUGCGUGGAUUGCAAACAUUGGCUGGGAAAGUUCAUGCAUUGCAGCAACAUAAUCUAGAAGGUGAACGCUGGGUCUUGAGUAAUCUUUGGGAGCUGGUGGUGUUCUUCAUGAUUUUGAGCUGAAGAUUGGGUAGGGUAAAUCUUUUGCUAUUCCAUCACAAGGGCUGCCUGAUCCUCCUCCCAGACGUUUGGCACUCAGAAAUAAGGAGGGUGGUACUAUCAUAUCUGGUCAUGGAGGUACACCUGUUGCAGAUGUUACACCACAAACCUCAGAGCUGGUUGAUAAGAAACCGGAGCAAUUCAGUGCAUGCAGCACUGACUGGUGGUGCAUGGAAUUCAGAGAAAGACCCCGAGGUGGAUUCCUUCCUCUGGCCGGCUUCGAGGAGCAGCAGCUACACAGCAAGCUCUACCUGCAGGUGGCUUUGUCAGGGCAGUAUCAGAUUUGCACCUAUGAAUUGCAUCUGGAAGUCAGGAGCACCUCUGGAGUGUAAAGUUUUCCUAUGGCUUGCGGUGCAACAUCGUGUUUGGACCUCUGAUAGAUGGCAUAGGUAUGGCCUGCAAGACAGCAUGUCAGCCUGCUUCACGUGUUUACAGGGGGAGGAUACAAUUGUGCAUGUGUUGGUUCCUCGUGUAAACACGAGGGAGGUCUUGUAUGGUUGCCUAUGGGCAGCAGGAGUGAGCACAGCAGCGCCCGUGGUGACGGACAGCAUCGAGGAUUGGUGGCCUAGAUCGCAUGUGCUGUUCAACAGGAGGAGCAAGAUUCCUUGGCAUGUCUUCCAACAAAUUGCUGGCCGCAGUCGUGGUGAGUUAGCAUGCUGGAUGAGUUCAGUUUAUGGCGUAGGGCAGGUGAAGGAGGGUGCAACCUUGCAGCGAGAGAGUAGUCGAUAGGUUGGGUGUGUGGUGUUCGCUGAAACCCUGUUUGCAGGCGUUCUCAGGUUCUUGUAAAUAACAUUCUAUCUUCUAUAAAAAUACCUUUUUUUU